GGCGGGCCCGGGCGGGGGCGGGCGGCGGGCGGCGCCAAGCGUGGGGCGCGGGCCCGCGGCGGGAGCUGUCCGCGAGACCUAGUGCUGAAGUAGGCGCAGACGUGCCCGGUGCCUGGCGCGUGGUAGCAGGCGCCCAGUGCCCCGGCCGGCGAAGACCAUGGCGUUCAUGGUGAAGACCAUGGUGGGCGGCCAGCUGAAGAACCUCACCGGGAGCCUGGGAGGCGGCGAGGACAAGGGGGAUGGAGACAAGUCAGCAGCCGAAGCUCAGGGCAUGAGCCGAGAGGAGUACGAGGAGUAUCAGAAGCAACUGGUGGAAGAGAAGAUGGAGCGGGAUGCACAGUUCACACAGAGGAAGGCAGAGCGGGCCACACUGCGGAGCCACUUCCGAGAUAAAUACCGGCUGCCCAAGAAUGAGACAGAUGAGAGCCAGAUCCAGAUGGCAGGUGGAGACGUGGAGCUGCCCCGGGAGCUGGCCAAGAUGAUCGAGGAGGACACGGAGGAGGAGGAGGAGAAGGCCUCAGUCCUCGGGCAGCUGGCGAGCCUCCCUGGCUUGGACCUGGGCUCACUCAAGGACAAGGCCCAGGCCACACUGGGGGACCUCAAGCAAUCAGCUGACAAGUGCCACGUCAUGUGACCACUUCCCCGGGGUUACCCACUGGGCUGGCCAGAGGGCUGGACCCCCAUGAGGGCUAAGAGUGUGUCAGCUUCCAGGGACCCACACUCCAUUUGGGGCCUUGUUUUCCCUGCCUCAUCCUAGUUCCAAAACCUGUCUCAUCCAUGCCCCAAGCCUGUCUACAGGGAGCAAAGUCUCCAUCUUCACCCGACCCUUCAGGACCCUCCCCACCAGCUCAGCCUGUGGAGCCCUCCCAAGAUUGUAGGAACAGGUCCAUCCAUCCCUCGCUGACCACGGCCCCAAAUUCCUGCACCCACAGAGAGACACACAAUGACACAAAACCCCUGGCACGUUCAGAGACAGAAGCCCCAGAUGCAUCGCGGCACACACAGACACACACACAGGCCAGCCCCCCUGCGUCUCCAGCCCCUUCAGACGCCAACACUCAAGAUACUCUGAGAGAGCUUGGGCAGAUAACCUGGGCAGACAGGAGGCUGAGCCUUAUUGCAUCAUCUGUAAAAUGGGAAUGGCCUGAAUGAUUUCUGAGGCUCUUUCUGGCUUGGCCUCUCAGAGCCAAGCACACACCCCUCCUUGGGCAGGGUAGCAGCUGCCGCCACAGCCUCGUGGCUGCCACUGUGGGCUCUGGGAGCCGAAGCGAUGCUGUGUGAGAGGCAGGGUGCCAAGGAUGAAGCUGGCACUGAACAGUAAGCCCAGGCAGCUCUAGGCCUUCUCUGGGCCCAGGGCCCAGCCAAUUUCUGUUCUGUUCCUGUAGAACUCUCUCUGGAUUCCAUAGCUGGAAUCUCCUCUCCUAGCUCAGUGAAAAAUAAAAAUCCCAAAUGGUG
Molecule: messenger RNA, 1455 nt
Organism: Saimiri boliviensis boliviensis (Bolivian squirrel monkey)
Lineage: Eukaryota; Metazoa; Chordata; Mammalia; Primates; Cebidae
Gene: CPLX3
Product: complexin 3
Biological process (GO): neurotransmitter transport; regulation of neurotransmitter secretion; synaptic vesicle exocytosis
Cellular component (GO): SNARE complex; terminal bouton
Molecular function (GO): syntaxin binding
Source: RefSeq, a predicted model, not a curated record